CCUGCCGGAAUGUUUUAAUUCGCCCAUCCUCGCUUCUUCGAAUAAAUCGCAGAAUAUCUUUCGAAGUAGUGUCAAGCUUUAAGGGGCGUCCAGCGGGCUGCAUAUACACAGACACACAACACUACUAGACCGGUUAUCUGUUCAUCAGAGGCAGGCUCUCAUAGAGCUCCCAGUCGGAGAGUGAAUGAGGUUGAUGCUGUUCUGUUGUAACUGGAAGGACGAACGUAUGGGAGAGGAGGAAGCUGGCAGAAGCUUGCCCGUGUGUGCGGGAUGCAGACAACGGAUUUAUGAUGAACAGUAUCUCCAGGCACUCAACAAUGACUGGCACACUGUAUGCUUCAGAUGCUGUCAGUGCAGUGCCUCCCUGUCCCACUGGUACUAUCAGAAGGAGGGCCGGCUCUUCUGCAAGAAGGAUUACUGGGCCAAGUUCGGAGAGCUGUGCCAUGGAUGCAACGACCCCAUCACAACCGGCCUGAUCAUGGUCGCAGGGGAACAGAAGUACCACCCAGAAUGCUUCACCUGUCUGAACUGCAGAGCCUUCAUCGGAGAUGGAGACACCUACGCACUGGUGGAGAGGUCCAAACUAUACUGUGGCCACUGUUACUACCAGACCAUUGUGACGCCUGUGUCCCUGUCAGACUCACCAUGCUCCAGGAUCCCCCACACGGUGACCCUGGUGUCCAUCCCAGCCUCCACAGACGGGCGGAGAGGGAUCUCUGUCGCCAUCGACCAGCCUCUCAGCCCUCUCAGUCCCAAUGGCUACGGCCCUGAACACACUGUCAGGGUGUCACAGGUGGACUCUGAGUUGAUCAGUCCAGAUGUGAAGAACUCCAUACAUGUCGGAGACCGGAUCCUGGAGAUCAACGGAACACCCAUCAGGAACGUUCCUCUCGAUGAGAUUGACCUGCUCAUCCAGGAGACCAGUCGUCUGCUCCAGCUGACCAUAGAGCACGACCCCCACGACCAGGGGGGUUCAGAGGGGGAGACAGUGGACGGACCCCUGAUCACUCCUCUGUCUGGCGGUCCCAGCCCCAUCCUCCCCAUCACCCAACCCCCACACCCAGACAUCAAUAACCUGCGCUCACGCAUGAUCACACGGAGCUACAGUAUUGAUAAGUCUCCAUGCUCCAGUAACGCAGCGUCCCCUCUCUCUCAGAGGAAGGACAUUAACCGCUCCGAGUCACUGCGGGUCGUCUCCAACAGUCGAAUGCACCGGAUCUUCCGGCCCUCAGACCUCAUCCAUGGAGAGGUGCUGGGAAAAGGCUGCUUUGGACAGGCCAUCAAGGUGACCCACAGAGAGACCGGGGAGGUGAUGGUGAUGAAGGAGCUGAUUCGUUUCGAUGACGAGACACAGAGGUCAUUCCUAAAAGAAGUGAAGGUGAUGCGUUGUCUGGAGCACCCCAACGUGCUGAAGUUUAUAGGUGUCCUCUACAAAGACAAGAGACUCAAUUUCAUUGCAGAGUACAUCAAAGGAGGAACCCUGAGGGAGAUCAUUAAGAAAAUGGAUAUCAACUACCCUUGGAAUCAGAGAGUGAGCUUUGCUAAAGACAUCGCUGCAGGGAUGUCAUAUCUGCAUUCCAUGAACAUAAUCCACCGCGACCUGAACUCAUACAACUGUCUUGUCAGAGAGAAUAACAGUGUGGUGGUGGCAGACUUUGGGCUGGCUCGGCUGAUGGUGGAAGACAAGAUCCAGGACAAGAGUCUCCUGCAGAAGAAGCCUGACCGCAGGAAGAGAUACACUGUAGUGGGCAACCCCUACUGGAUGGCCCCGGAGAUGAUCCACGGGAAAAGCUAUGAUGAAAAGGUGGACAUCUUUUCCUUCGGGAUCAUGCUUUGUGAAAUCAUCGGUAGGGUGAAUGCAGACCCAGACUACUUGCCCAGGGCCCAUGACUUUGGGCUGAAUGUGACAGGCUUCUUAGAGCACUUCUGUCCUCCAGACUGCCCCCCUGCCUUCUUCCCUAUGGCUGUCCUCUGCUGUGACCUGGAUGCUGAGAAACGCCCCGCCUUCACCAAGCUGGAGGAGUGGCUGGAGAACCUGAAGAUGCACCUCGAGAUCCGCCUGCCGGUGGUGUCCGAGCUCGACGCGCUACACAAAGCAUUCUGGGGAAACCACACUGCCCCCACCAUGGCUUGCACAGCCAUGCGGUCUGAAAACGGCCUACCCCCGCACCCCGAGACUCCGGAGUAGAAGGGAUCCGGAACAGAGCGGAAUGCUGCUCGUCUCAGCCCAUGAGAGUGGUCAGAGAGAGGGGGUUAUGGUGGUGGCAAUGGAGUAGUUGCAUUGCACUGUCCAGGGAGGGGUGGGGCAGGAGCUUUGUACGUACCUCCUCAUGCCACAGCAGUCACAGUGGGCUGACAGUGGGCUGUAUAGACUCAGGGGAAACGAGGAUGGGAAAAGCCAGUCUUGCCUAAAGGCACUCACCCAUUCAACUCCAACCAAGAGAGACUCACUCAGACUAACAUUACCACUAUCAUAGCUUCAGUCUGAUGAUUGCUGUACCUUAGCUGAAUGUCAGGCUGGUAACUGCUAGCUAGCAGUAUCAGUCAAUCCCAGCUGUGAAAUCAUCCAUCUUAACACUCAUGUAAUCUUUAUCUUAUGGUGUUAAAGCAUAUUCAGACGUCUCUAAAACAGAAAAGCAGAAAAGAUGCUUCAGCCUCAUUGGUAAGGCUCCUUCCUCCAGAGUAUUUGUGCAACAACGUGUUUGAAAAGUGUUCCUCUGUGUGACUUUGGUUUGAUUUUACGAUAUCAAAACCGCUUUUUGAAAUGCUAAAGAAAGGGGCCUUUUAUGUGGAUAAAACAAAACACAUAAGUUGAGAUGCACACACACAGUCCAGAUGUAGAAUAUAAUCGAGCAAAAGCUUUGAGCAUAAACAAAAAGCUUUUUAAACAUUGCAUGACUGUAAAUAGCCCAGUCUGUGUCAAGUAAGCCUUGUCUGUUGUCUCCUCCUCUCCCCCUCUACUGAUGACACGUGUGUCCCAAAUGGCAUCCUGUUACCUUUAUAGUGCACUGCUUAAGACCAGGUCCCAAAGGGUAUUACCAAAGUAGUGCAUAAUAGGGUGCCAUUUGGGACGUAUUCUUAGUGAUAUUCCUGGUAGUGUAGAAUACAUGGUCCAUGAAUGACUGUGUUCCUUCUCUCACUGUGCAGCACUGACUUCACUUUGAGGUAGACUUCUUUCAUACCUUUUCUACAUUUUUCUAUUUCAUUUGAGUUUAUUACUCUCUUUCUCCUUAUUUCAUUCACGUCGAGGUGAAAUCUUGUGUAUUCAAACAAACGUUUGGACACACCUACUCAUUCCAGGGUUUUUCUUAAUUGUUUUACUAUUUUCUAAAUUGUAGAAUACUAGUGAAGACAUCAAAACUAUGAAAUUACACAUAUGGAAUCAUGUAGUAAC
Oncorhynchus gorbuscha (pink salmon) is the source of this 3394-nucleotide messenger RNA. RefSeq names its product LIM domain kinase 1-like. The record is from RefSeq and is a predicted model, not a curated record. Gene Ontology annotation, cellular component: neuron projection; cytoplasm; nucleus. Gene Ontology annotation, molecular function: protein binding; protein serine/threonine kinase activity; ATP binding. Lineage: Eukaryota; Metazoa; Chordata; Actinopteri; Salmoniformes; Salmonidae. The coding region runs from base 185 to 2188 and encodes 667 amino acids. Gene Ontology annotation, biological process: protein phosphorylation; actin cytoskeleton organization; positive regulation of stress fiber assembly. The transcript has 16 exons.